AUGCCGAAAAGGCACGCCGCUUCCGGUGAUGCCUCGUCAUCCCCGCAGAACACCAUCAAAGUCGCUAUACCGCGACAACCUCAACCCCCACCUCGUAUCAAAUUGAAAGUUCGCCCUAGAGAACCAGUCCCUGAACCAGAGGAACCUCUUGCUCGACCUAGAAGGAAGAUCUCGAGACCUGCCAGAUACCUGGACAAUGUAUGCGAACCUCUAAUCAAGAAACGAAGAACUACCACAACUUCCAACAUGUCUUUGCAGACGCCGACUUCGCCUCCUCCACGAUCGGAGUCGCUUGCAAGAUACUCAUCGGAUCCUGUCAUGCUGACUUCUACGAAACUUGUCGAUAAGAGCGACUAUGUUGACCCUAACGAGGUUCAAAACGCUGGUUACGGUGCUGACUUCUUGAACAACUUCAUCGAUGAUACUCCGCGUUCUUCUCUAUCUGCACUUGACUCGGUCAUCGGCUCGCAGAACGGUCACAAGUUGCAGUCCGACUUUCUACCAGAGUCAGAUGCAUUGCCAGAAGCUGCUGGACUGGUGCACCACACCGUUGCGGAACUUACCAGUGAAUCGCCAUCACACUAUACCAAAGACACACAGAGCCCACUCAUCUUGUCGAGUUCAUUCUCUUUCCCACAGCAGCUCGACAGUCCGGAAGUUUGUGUCGAAAAGCUCUACAACGCCUGCCAUGCUCUGAAAGGCUUGACCAUACCACCUGUCAUACCACAGCGUCACGUACCAUUACCUACAACUUGGCUCAAGGGUAAACCGGAGAGUGUACCUUUCAGCGAUGAAGAUAUGGAUCGCUCUGAUGAAGGCAACGGUGCACACGACAGCGUUGAAGCUCUACUGGCUGCUGCCGCUGGGUGUGAUCAAGACGCAGACAAUCAAACAACCGAUAAUGACGAAGCAUAUGUCGGACAGCCAGACGAAGAUGUCCUUCUUCUCAUCAACAAAGCCAUCGAAAUUCUACGUCAUCACAUUGUUUAUAUUCGCGGACUUGAAGUCAGCCAGGAACGUUCGUCCGGCCGAGCGAAGCCCUUUAGAAAGAACAAAUGGAACACUGGUGCCGAGCAACUAGCUCUAUCUACACUUGAGCCAUUGCUGUAUGGUGGUGCAACAAAUAUCGGAUGUUUGAUUCCGAGCGAGCGUGCAGAUUUGCUGUGGCAGCUGUACUCGCAGCUGACACAUCUUGUCACUGCACCUCACAAGGCUCUGGCCAGGGCACAGAAGCCGGCCACAAAAGACAUGAAUGCACAGUACCGCGCUGUUGACCCUCCGAAGAAACGUUCGCUUCAACCGCGCAGAGGAAAAGUCGCCAAAAUUCCCCAGCCGCACAAAUUCCUGUCUCGCCAGAAGAAUCCGAGUUAG
Messenger RNA from Aureobasidium namibiae CBS 147.97, 1371 nucleotides. RefSeq lists its product as uncharacterized. The transcript has a single exon. The coding region runs from base 1 to 1371 and encodes 456 amino acids. NCBI's taxonomy places the organism in Eukaryota, Fungi, Ascomycota, Dothideomycetes, Dothideales, Saccotheciaceae. The record is from RefSeq and is a predicted model, not a curated record.